UAAAACCACGCUAAAACAUCCUUAAACCACAGACAACAAACAACUUUAAAAUACAAACUUAACAACUAACUUGAUUUUAAUUCCAGGUCAGCGGAGAGCACUAAAAGGCGGUAAAACAUGGCGGAAGCACGACGCGUUUCAUUAUCUCUUCAAAUAUUCCUAAUUUUUGUAUCUUUUAGCCGGGUUUUUAGUGAAAGCAUAAGCCUUGGAGGCAGAUGGACAGCUAAUAAUGCCAAUAAGAGUGUUUCUUUGUAUGGUAAUGUCCCAGGGUCGGUUCAUAUGGCUUUGUUUGAGAACGGUACCAUUGAAGACCCUUACUUCCGGUUUAAUGACGUCAAAUAUCGAUGGAUUGCCUACGAUAACUGGACUUAUACUAGGACAUUUGAAGUUAACAAGAGUAUCAUUUCACGAAGUAAAAUCAUCCUUGUAUGCGAUGGCUUAGAUACAGUGUCAACAGUUUCCAUAAAUGACCAAGUUGUCGGCCAUUCUGACAACAUGUUUUUGAGAUACAUAUUUGACGUCAAGAAUGCUAUCAAAGCAGGAACAAACACCAUUCAAGUCAGAUUUACGUCAGCUAUUCAGUAUGCUAAAAGAAAGAGUCAAGAAUAUGGAUAUGAUGUGCCGCCAAAYUGUUCUGUUCCUGUUCAGCGUGGAGAAUGCCACAGAAAUUUUAUCAGAAAAGAGCAAAGUUCAUUCAGUUGGGACUGGGGACCAGCAUUUGCACCUCAAGGAAUAUGGAAAAACAUCAGUGUACAAGCCUAUGACACUGCAGUUAUAAGGAAUGUCAAGGUAUCGACACAGAGGAAAGGCUCAGAUCCUAGCAGUCCUUGGGAACUAGACUUGACAGUGACACUUGAUGCAGCUCAACAAAACGUCAAGGGAAACAUUUUUGUCAGUAUUCCAGAAAUCCCCUUCACAAAAACACUUAAAGUUGAUCUAAAAGAUGCUGGAAAUCAAAACAUCCAUGUUGGAAGAUUUGAAUUUUCAACAGCUCAAGUGAAGACCUGGUGGCCAAGAGGAUAUGGAGACCAGGCUUUGUAUACUACGAAGUUUGUUUUUGAGGGAGAGGACUCUGAUGGCUCUCAGGAACAUUCAUCGUUCACAACCAAAACUGGUUUCAGAGAAGUCAGGCUUGUUCAACCACUGAUCAAAGGAGCUCAAGGUCUUGGAUUCCACUUCGAAAUCAACAGACUUCCCAUCUUUUUGAAAGGAGCAAACUGGAUUCCAGCAGAUUCAUUUGAGGAUCGCGUCAAUGCAUCUGUUUUAAGAAAUUUACUGCAAUCUGCGGCAGAUGCGAAUAUGAAUGUUAUCAGGAACUGGGGUGGAGGGAUUUAUCAGCAUGAUGUGUUUUACUCGAUUGCUGAUGAGCUUGGGUUACUGGUUUGGGAAGAGUUCAUGUUCGCGUGUUCUAUGUACCCCACAAAUAAGGAAUUCCUGUUGAACGUCAAGGAGGAGGUGGUAUUUCAGAUUGAGAGGUUGAAUCACCAUCCUUCAAUCUUCGUGUGGAGCGGUAACAACGAGAACGAGAUCGCCCUGGCCGAGAACUGGUAUCAAACUAAUCCGAACAAAAGCCUGUACGUGGAGGACUACAUUAAGUUGUACGUUGAGACCAUUCGCACAACAGUCCAAGCAGAGGACAAGACUCGUCCUUUUAUUGUUUCCUCGCCUUCAAAUGGACUAGAAACCAAGAAAGAAGGCUGGGUAUCUAAGUUACCCAAUAGCCCUGAUUGGGGCGAUGUACAUUUCUAUAAGUACUACAUGGACUGUUGGAAUGUCAGUGGUCACCCAAAUCCUCGGUUCGCCUCGGAAUAUGGUUUCCAGUCCUAUCCUUCUUUCGAGACUCUCUCGGCUGUUUCUACCGAGGAAGAUUGGGAAUAUAACAGUCCUUUCAUGCUGCAUAGACAACAUCAUGCAAAUGGAAACAAAGAGAUGAUGGACCAGAUUAAACGACACUUCAAGAUACCUUCAUUCUCCAACAAAACUAAAGAAUUUAUGAAUACUUUGUUUCUUACACAGGUUGCUCAAGCAAUGUGUAUAAAAGCAGAAUCUGAGCACUACAGACGAUUACAAAGCCAACUUAUCAAGGGUCAAGGAAGAACCAUGGGAGCAAUUUACUGGCAACUUAACAGCAUUUGGCAAUCACCCUCCUGGUCGUCUUUGGAGUACGGAGGAAAAUGGAAGGUUCUACACUAUUUUGCUAAAGACUUUUUCAGUCCAGUAAUAUCUUCUGUUUACGAACAAAACCAGUCACUACGUUUCUUUGUCGUAUCCGACCUUCAAAAACCCAUAGAAAAUGGUGUCUUGACAAUCUCAGUGCAAAAGUGGAGUUCCUUUAAGAUUGUUCAUCAAAGAAAAAAAAAUUUUUCAGUUAAACCACAGAAUUCGUUGUUGGUAUUAUCUACGCCAGUUACAACGAUGUUGAAGGAGAGCUCGUGUCCAAGUCGAGAGGAAUGCUUCUUAACCUUGACACUGGAAGACGAAAGCACGCAUAAAACGUUGGGGCCAAUUAAUAUAUUUUAUCUUGCAAGUCUAUCAAAAGCAAUUGGGUUACAAAAUCCAAAACUCAAGGUAACGAAUGUAAAACAAGCUUCAAAGAGUGAGAUAGUUUUCGACGUCUUUGCCAAGUUUCCAACACCUUUUGUAUGGCUUUCUUCAGGAGCACUUAAAGGCCGAUUCUCGGAAAAUGGGUUUUUGCAAACAAGGAACGCGAAAACUGUUGUAUUUUAUCCCUGGGAAGAAGCAACAAUAAAGUUAUUCAAAGAUUCUAUCAAAGUUACAUCACUUUACGAUACUUCCUUAUACUGAAGACAUCACAUUGGUACCGCGACGGGAUAGUCAAAAAAAAUAAAAAGAACUAAAAGGCAUCUCCUCUCGUUCAGUGCAUGUGUUUCAUGAAGCCUUGAAUACUACCUUCACAAGAAUUAAAAAGACUUUUAAAGCAGAAAAAGGAGUCAAUAUUUUUAGAAUUUUAAAUGAAAGACAAGAAACAAAACAAUGAAAUGUUGUCUCCAAGCUGCAAACUAGCCACAUUCCCUAUAGCAUUUUUAAAAAUCCGGCCAUUUCAGCGUUUCAGUAAUCCCCUCAAAAAUAUAAUUAUAAAUAAAUAAUAAUAAGCAAUUUAUUACGGUGACACGGAUAUGUCCUCUUAUCGAGAAGAGUAAUGUACAAACUGUAAUAGGAACAUUUGAUAAAAUAAAGUAAGGAAUGAUUACA
This is a messenger RNA of Actinia tenebrosa (Australian red waratah sea anemone), 3213 nucleotides long. RefSeq names its product beta-mannosidase. Gene Ontology annotation, biological process: glycoprotein catabolic process. Gene Ontology annotation, molecular function: beta-mannosidase activity. The record is from RefSeq and is a predicted model, not a curated record. Lineage: Eukaryota; Metazoa; Cnidaria; Anthozoa; Actiniaria; Actiniidae.